Molecule: messenger RNA, 1275 nt
Organism: Closterium sp. Yama58-4
Lineage: Eukaryota; Viridiplantae; Streptophyta; Zygnematophyceae; Desmidiales; Closteriaceae
Source: the annotation of a GenBank genome assembly
AUGCGAGACGGACGCGGUAGACGAUCGUUCGCCAACCAAUGGCGAUUAAGUCAAGGGCUUUUUCUGUUUGUGGCUACUAAUCAGUCCGCUCCGUUAUACGAUGCAGUGCUUGUAGACGUCGGAGGGACGCUGCUGAAAACCGCUGAGCCCGUUCAAGACACGUACGCCGCAUACGCCGGGAAAUACGGUGUGACUGUAUCGGCGGACGAAAUUAAGAAGGGAUUCAGACGAGCGUUCGCGGAGCCAUGGCCUCACGGUCUGAGAUACGAGGGCGACGGGCGGCCGUUUUGGCGGCAUGCAGUUGCCAUGGCAACAGGGUCUGACAGCCAAGAGCUAUUUGAAGAACUCUACCAGCACUAUGAGAAGGCGUCGGCAUGGAGGGUGUCAGAGGGUGCUGUGGAUGCUCUGUUGAGGCUCAAGCAGGCAAAUGUCCGCCUGGCGAUUGUGUCCAACUUUGACUCCAGAUUACGCCCGAUCCUGCGGGACCUACAAGUUGACUCGCUGUUUGAUGCGAUUGUCGUCUCGGCUGAAGUGAAAUACGAGAAGCCAUCCCCAGAGAUAUUCGCCAUUGCUCUUGAGCAACUUGGUGUGUCGUCUCCCAGUCGUGCAGUGCAUGUGGGGGAUGAUGCAGUGAACGACUUACAAGGAGCCAUGGAUGCUGGCCUGCAUGCAUGGUUGUGGAAACAGGACGUUAAAUCUUUUGAUGAUAUCACACAACGGUCGUUAAUCUGCGGGCUGGGAAUCCUCGCGUGCUCGUGCUCCUUCGUCGUCGGAGUGCUGAUCGCCGCGAGGGAACCACCGGAGAAGCUUAAGAUCGACAAGUACGUCCCUGACGUCGAAUCUCCGUACCGGCCAUUCUUCAAGCCGCCGUCUCUCCUCCACACAUCUAACAAUCCCUCUUCUAGCUCCAAGUCUCUCAGCCUCUUCGGCAGCUUAAAGCCCACCGAGGCGGCCGCGGGAUUGGAAAAGGAGAGAAGGGAGGGAGGGGAGGUAGAAGUAUCCGUGGUGACAGCGGCGGCUCCUAUAACAGCGGCGGCUCCUUUCGGAGCGAUCGACUCACAGAUCGUCCAAACAGCCCCGACCAAGACAACUUUGUGGAAAGAUACCCCCGGAACCAUUCCCAAGGGCACACCCAAGGGGUACCCUCACUAUCCGUCAUGCACAAGACCACCCAACUACCAGGGUUAUCCGAACCAUCCAGGUGCUGUAGCAGCAGGGGUAGGGGGUCCCUCUCCCUAUGCCAGUCACCCCGGCACCCCCAGGACUCCAGGUUGA